UGGUUCCCACCCAAACAAAAAAGCUCCGAUGGAGAUUUCUACCCUCAGAAACAGCUCUGUUUCCGGCCAGCUAAUCAACGUCAGUUAGCUGUGAUUGUUAUUAAAAAAAAAAUCUAGCUUCUGUUAGCUCGGCUACUAUCGCUUUCUGUGACGUCACUGUAACUAACUUGGCUGCUUUGUAAUUUCACCCCAUUGCGCAACAGUCAGUAACUAGCUAUAGCUGCUGCUUUUCAGUCUCCAAACAGCAGCUCUGGAGAGAUGACAAGCGGUUUGUCGGUCACCUGCGGCUCUACUUCCAAACAGGUCUGACAGCCCUGGCUCGGAUCGGAUCGGUUCGGCUUGGCAUGUCACCGAGGAUUUGUUGAGUCAAGCUAGCUACGAGUUACCAUGAGUGCGAUGCGCGUGGACGCCAAAGUGGUGAUGCUGGGAAAGGAGAGCGUGGGGAAGACCAGCCUGGUGGAGAGAUACGUUCAUCAUCGCUUCUUGGUCGGCCCGUACCAGAAUACUAUCGGUGCUGCUUUCGUUGCCAAACCAAUCCAGGUGGGAGAGAAAGUGAUCACUCUGGGAAUAUGGGACACGGCUGGAUCAGAGCGCUACGAAGCCAUGAGCAGAAUCUACUACAGAGGAGCCCGGGCUGCCAUAGUCUGCUACGAUAUGACCGACACCAGCAGCUUCCAGCGAGCUCGGUUCUGGGUGAAGGAGCUGCAGAACUGCGAGGAACACUGUAAGAUCUACCUGUGUGGCACGAAGAGCGACCUGAUUGAGGGAGAUCGAAGCCUGCGGCAAAUCGACUACCACGAUGCUCAGGACUUUGCUGACGAGAUCGGUGCGCUGUUAUUUGAGACCUCCAGUAAAACAGGAAACAACGUGGACGAGUUGUUCCAGAAAAUUGCUGAUGAUUACAACACUACUGCCUUCCAGUAUAUGACACCAGAGGAGACGGGAGUGGACUUGGGCCAGAAGAAAGACUCGUAUUUCUACUCCUGUUGCCAUAAUAACUGAUGCCGGGGCAGCAGGAAGGGGAACAGAAGUGCUGACCUUCCUUUGGCUGGAGGAAAAACGUCGCUAAGAUGGAUGGAUGGAAGAAGUCACAGAAGGAGGAAGAAAAGAAAAACAAAAAAAAUCAAGCAGUUCUGUUAAAAACUUAUGUUCAUUUCUUUUGUGCCAUAAAGAACUGACGGCUUUAAGACUUUAUGGAAGAGGAUCUACUGCAGCUGUUACUGGGUGGGAUAGAGGGAUUCAAACAAACACUUCCUCAUUUCCAUUUUCUUCUGCAGCUUCUUGACCGUGGAAGUAAACGUGUCUCUAAAGCGGUGGCGUUUAUCAAUCUGCAGUUAAAAAGAUGGAUCCCACUGAACACACACUAGCAGAGAAAACUUGAUUAAUUGAGCGAGAAGUGCAGCGCGUCAGGAGGGUGAAGGGUUUGUUUACAGCAGUUCAUUUUUGUUUACCUGUUUAAACCUGUCUGUCAGUCAUCGUCGAUGAAGCCGACAAAUGGAGUGAAGCCAAAUCGGCUACAAAAAAAACUUACUUAAAAUUAAUUUAUUUUUGCAAAUCUGGUACAACUCAUGAAUGAAUUGAUCCCAAUGAGCCUUAUAAAGGCAUUAAUACCCCGCAGUAGAUGUAUCAAGAGAGCUGGAUGGGGCGCUACCACGCUGCCGCUGGUCAUGUGUGGUACUGCAAUAUUUUUUAUUUGUGAAUAUCGUUUUUUGGCUUAUGUGCUGGGUGAGUGACUUUCCUUCAAAUGAAUCCAGUUCUUAUAAUACAUCCAUACAUAAGACAGCACGCACCAAACCUCUCUGUACGUUUGCAGCAUCAGCUAAGAGUUCGAUUUAAAAGCGACUAUAACAACAUCUCUAAUUCAAUUGCAUGGCCUGAGCUCACUGAAAGACAAUGAUAAAAGGACAGUUACUCUUUCUACAUUGAAGGUCUAAAUGAUCCAUUUUACCAUUUCAAAUGCAAAGUACACAUGUGGAAAUGUGACUUGUCAACUUUUUCUUUCAGUGAAAUGUUCCUUCGAAGCUCCGAAAGGUUUUUAAGAAACACUGAUCAAAGUUCCCUUCCUCUGUGGUGAGAAACAGCAUAUUUCACCAACACAGGAGAAACACACACUCUCUGUGGGUGAAUGUUGUAACGCGGCUCAAACUGUCAUCUCAAUGUCCUCGGAACAAUAGUUACAGCUGCAUUUAACUCUAAUUUAUUGCCUUUUAAGUUGUGCUGCCAGGAAGACGUGGGGAAAUAAAUUGACACAAUACGAGUUUCCUCCAUGUUGCUGCUUUGAUGUGUUGACGUUUCACGUGUUGAUAUUUUGAUGCACAAUAUUUUAUAUUGAGGGCUGUUUAGGACAGACCGGUGUAAAGUACGAAUAUGUUGUGUAAGAUUAAAAGCUUGUUAAAAUGUUUAAAAAGCGCUGAAAGAUUUUAAAGGGAUCGAGCCACACGUUUGUUUGCCUUUGUGUGUAAUAUCUGAGCUUUUUAAGCAUUUGAGUGAAAAAUAAUGGCAAUAUACUGUUUUUAAAAAUCUAAAAAUGUGUUGCAAAUCAUCACCAACCUUAACAUGAAUGCAUCACGGCCUACAGAACUCAAUCUGUGGCGCAAAGAAAACAUUUUUUUUGUAUUCAGUUUCCAGCAGCUUAUUCCACUUACAGAUGAUUUUGCUGGUUUCAAACGUCUCCGUAGUAUCAUCUCACGUCGUACAUCUCCACCCUGAACGAAAACAAACAUCUCCAUAAAAGCUUGUGCCUCAAAAAGGGACGUUACAAUAAGCCAAAUAAAAUCACUUGAAAUCAGCAAAACUGUCACUGGAAUCGACAAAUCGUUGAGCCCAUCACCUGUGCUUUGUAGUGCAAAACAUAACCUGUAUUAUAGUCAUUUAAAAUAUAAACUGUCCUCUGUGGUGCAUUCAGGGACUUUCUAACAUGUCAGAAUUGAUCAUGACCCAAAAAGCACAGAUGAGCUACGCCACUGGAAAUAAAUAAAGAGACAAAGUCUGCAGGUCUUGAAAAGCAUUAAAUUCAGAUCCCUAAAAAAAGGCCUUACAAGGUAUCAAAGUCUGAUAUAUUAUUUUUUUUAAUCGGUUAAUUCAUCCAUCAAUUUGCUUUGCUUAUCUGCAGUGAAUUGAUUAAUUGUAUUACUAUAAAUGUUGGUUAUAUACAGCUAAGAGGUACAGACAAACGAGAUAUUAAUGUUAAAACUUUAUUAUAAAUAAUUGUAGGCCUUACUGUCUCCACUGGUCAUUCUUAUCAUUGAAAAAGAUUAAAUUGCAUUGUGGUCCUUACAUUUGUUUUGUGAAUGCAGAAACCCUGUAUUAAAAAUGAUAAAACAAUACAUCUAGAAACUUAAACUAUGCAUUGGAAAAUGUUAUGAAAUAGGCGAGUUUGGGGUUUUUAAUCAAGGAACAUGUCUGCUCCUAUAAACAAGUGGGAAAAGAGAUCUAAAGAAACUCCUGAAGUGAAACUCACCUCUUUAUUUUGUUAGUGUGAUGUUCAGCUGUGUCAUUCUCAUCCCCUCCACCUUCAUUGUGCUGCAAAAAAUAAAAAGUCAUUUUCAGUAUUUAAAGUUUAAAUCAAGUAGAAAAACGAAAAAACUUACUUCCUGACUUGAACCCGAUCACUACAAAAGCUGAUUUACACCGGAGACCUCGUUUACAACGUUCCUGCCGUUAAUAAAUGCUGAUUCAUUAUUUAUUAAAGAUGCCAUUAUUUUUGCAGCGGUGUUUACUGUGAAUGUAUUGCAACAUGUUUACACUCUUGUACAGCCUGGCCUGUGAUUCAUCUUCUUUGUAAAACUUAAUUUAAAUCUUCAAAUCCAUCGACACCAGAGUUUCUUCAUCGGUUUCCACUUUAUCUCUGGUAAUUUGAUAACUUUUGUUUUUUUUAACUCACCUGUGGCUCACCUACACAGAUUCUUCUUUCAGCUGAUUAGACCUCUCUGGCUUCCCCUUCCUGGCUGAAUCCAAAAGAUAUGUCUCUGACAACACCUACAAAAUGUGCAAAGUGAAAAAUAAAGUUUACCUCGGCAUCUCCAUCUCCUGUUUGAUUGUCAGAUAUCUGGCAUUGUUCACUCCGACUGCCGUUUCCCUCCGUUACAGAAACAAUUAACCAGAGUUGAGUUGGCAAAGCACAGGUGUUCCUAAUAACACUAAUGACAGCUUUGUUCUAUUCAAGUGCCCCAGUAAGUCAUGACAGAGAGCCAACAUGCAGAAGAACCUGCAGCUAAAAGGCCUAUUUUACUCAUUUGCUACCUUUAGCUAAAUCAUGGAUGUAUUGAGAGUUUCUUCUCUGUCUGGUCAUUUGUCCCAUGUGACCACUCACAGUACUGCAACGGUAGACCAAAAAGCAUUUCCCCCCACAGACCACCAUCAUAAAAGAGACUGUGAAACACUUCAAACAGUAAAUAUAUGGUCAAUUAUUACCGUUUGUGUUAUGACUAUUUAAUCCAGUGAGGGUGAUUUGUCACUCUGACAAGGGCUUGUGUGAGCUGUUGUGGUUGAUCUUAUAUGUUUUAAAGCACUUGAGAGGUUACAUGAUCUUCCCGGAACGCUGAAUUGUGAUUCAUUCAUUAAAUUGUGAUAUAAUUUAAUUAAUAACGA
Anarrhichthys ocellatus (wolf-eel) is the source of this 4590-nucleotide messenger RNA. RefSeq names its product RAB24, member RAS oncogene family (gene rab24). The coding region runs from base 388 to 1002 and encodes 204 amino acids. The transcript has 9 exons. The record is from RefSeq and is a predicted model, not a curated record. Gene Ontology annotation, molecular function: GTPase activity; GTP binding. NCBI's taxonomy places the organism in Eukaryota, Metazoa, Chordata, Actinopteri, Perciformes, Anarhichadidae.